Ceratosolen solmsi marchali is the source of this 2823-nucleotide messenger RNA. RefSeq names its product zinc finger protein 497. Lineage: Eukaryota; Metazoa; Arthropoda; Insecta; Hymenoptera; Agaonidae. The coding region runs from base 491 to 2701 and encodes 736 amino acids. The transcript has 5 exons. The record is from RefSeq and is a predicted model, not a curated record.
AGAUACAGAGAGAGAGAGAGAGAGAGAGAAAGGAGGUGAAGGAUAAAGAGGAAUAAAGAGUAAGAGGGACAUACAUCGAACGCGUGUGCGCGCGCACGCCGCAAGUCGGCACGCGAGAGCGGAGUAGUUUUCACCCUUUUCUCUUUGGCGCUCCGUCCAGCGGUAGCAAGUGUACGUGUGCGUGUACGCGAGUGUGUUGUUUCGUUUUUCUUUCGGUUCGCUUUUCGUCGUUGGCGCUCGUUUUUUCGCGCGCGCACACGGGCGGACGAACGGGAAGGAAAAGUCCGCCAAGAGAGACAAGAGAGACGCGUGUGCGGGGCCCAUCGAUCGUACGUCUACUUCUUUUUUGUCGUGUGCUCGACGUGCGAGUUCGUAAAGUACACGUCAAAGUACACUGGAAAUUGUCCUCCAAUUCUCGUCGAAACGAACGACAAAUUGCUCCGUAUACACAUAUAUUUUGUGUAAAGAAGCAGGACUAAAGUCGGCAUAAAUGGCGCUCUCCGCACAAAAUCAGUCGACGUCAUACGUGAACUUAUAUUACUCGAUCGUCCAGCGUGCGGCGACACGCUACUUUAAGGAAUAUUACAAUUCCGAUACUGGCACGCCGUACGUGUUGUACAAGGACAACAUGGAGAGACCCCAAAGCCAGUGGGGCCCUGGCCCGGGAUCUCUCCAGGACGGUGGACUUUACGCUCAACAGCAGCAGCAGCAGCAGCAGCAGCAGCAGCAGCAGCAGCAACAGCAGCAGCAGCAACAGCAGCAGCAGCAGCAGCAGCCGCCCCAACAGAGCUCCUCCUCGUCCGGUAGUCCACAGCAGGCCUGUGGCCCACCGGUCGAGGGUGAAAAUGGAGGUCAGCCGGCCAGUUUGGCCUCGCCUGUACCCUCGCCUUAUCCGUCGGCCCCGCCGGAUCAGCCGCAGGCUCUCACACCAUCUGACGAAGACAUUCAAUCGAGUCAGCAACAAUCGUCGCAACAGCAAAGUGCUCAGCAGCAACAGCAACAGCAGCAACAGCAGCAGCAGCAACAGCAGCAACAGCAGCAGCAAGUACAAAACAGUCAGGGCCAAGAUCACUCGCCCCAGCAGCAAAUCAAUACUCACGACGUCGAGCGCAACGAUUGCUUCCCUGGCACCGGCAGCGAGCUCCAACAAUACCCGCAGCACUACUUCAAGGAGGCCAGGCCCCACCCAUCGCCCUCCGUCCCGCCACACAUGCUAACCCCCGGCGGUUUCUCGGCACUGCACUACCUAAAGCAGCCCGGGGUCAUGCUGACCUCGCUUGGCCAGGGCGACGGCGGACCGAGCGGUCUUGAAGCGCACCAGUAUAGCGGCGCCGGAGGGCCGAACAUGUCAUCGGGACUACCGGACAUCGUCCAGCAGAACGGCAAAUCCAGCAAAUCGACGAACAGCGAGCUACGGCUGUUCAAAUGCCUGACCUGCGGCAAGGACUUCAAGCAGAAGUCCACCUUGCUGCAGCACGAGCGCAUUCACACGGACAGCAGGCCCUACGGCUGCCCCGAGUGCGGCAAGCGAUUCCGACAACAGUCCCACCUGACCCAACACCUGCGCAUUCACGCCAACGAGAAGCCGUACGCGUGCGCCUAUUGCGAGCGCACCUUCAGGCAGCGCGCCAUCCUCAACCAGCAUCUGCGCAUCCACUCGGACGUGAGUCCGCACUUGAUCUUCAAGAACGGGAUGACGCCAACCCUCUGGCCCCAGGAUGUACCCUUCCCGCCCGAAGAGGGCAAGGAGGAGGUGGCCUCGACGUUUGGUGACACGGAUACGCAGUCGGGCGCCUUCAGUCCGGCGCCCGGCGACGGCAACUCUAGCCAGUAUCCGGCCUACUUCAAGGAUCCUAAGGGCGGCAACCACGCGGUCUUUGGCGCGGCUGGAGCCUCCGGUACCUUCGGCGCCCUCCAGUACAUCAAGCAGCAGAGCGGUACCGGAACCAACGGCAAGGGCUGCCUCCCCGACGUCAUACAGCACGGCCGCUCCGCCGGUAUGCCGCUCUACGUGCGCUGCCCCAUCUGCCAAAAGGAAUUCAAGCAGAAGUCCACCUUACUGCAACACGGCUGCAUCCAUAUCGAAUCCAGGCCAUACCCCUGCCCCGAGUGCGGCAAGCGAUUCAGGCAACAGUCCCACCUGACCCAACACCUGCGCAUCCACACAAACGAGAAGCCCUACGGCUGCGUAUACUGCGGCCGGAAUUUCAGGCAGCGCACGAUUCUCAACCAGCAUCUACGGAUACACACCGGCGAGAAGCCAUACAAGUGCCAGCAGUGCGGCAAGGACUUCCGCCAAAAGGCCAUCCUCGACCAGCACACGCGCACCCAUCAGGGCGAUCGACCCUUCUGCUGCCCGAUGCCCAACUGCCGACGGCGGUUCGCGACCGAGCCCGAAGUCAAGAAGCACAUUGACAACCAUAUGAAUCCGCACGCGGCUAAAGUCAGGCGAAACUCGAGUAGCGAUACGAAGCCCCCGGGUGGAGGUGGUGCCGGCGGCGCCCCCACCGGCCUCGGACCCGUCAGCGUAGCUCGGGGCCUCACGCCCACCGUCGUCAAGCCCGAGCUUUAUUUCCCCCAGUGCUACGCGCCGGCGUUUAAUCACCAGCCGGCCGUGUCCUCGGCCCAGUUCCCGGGCCAGUCGAACGUUGUCGCGGUCACCGGCGAAUUCAAGCCUCCCACCGGGUUACCGCCCCAGUGACUAGCCGUCCAUCCUGCAGCGUACUAGCAAGCAGGAAUACCGCUGAGAUUUCAGCGAUGCCUCAGCGCGGUUGGGGGGGGUGCUGCUAGUGCGACGCAGCAUCACCAUCACCACCAUCACCA